This is a messenger RNA of Aspergillus chevalieri, 3507 nucleotides long. It is a transcript of the gene NTO1, whose product is annotated as putative PHD finger domain protein. Lineage: Eukaryota; Fungi; Ascomycota; Eurotiomycetes; Eurotiales; Aspergillaceae. The transcript is spliced from 2 exons. Bases 1 to 3507 code for a protein of 1168 amino acids. The record is from RefSeq and is a predicted model, not a curated record. Gene Ontology annotation, biological process: regulation of transcription by RNA polymerase II.
AUGGCACCUCUGCUUUCAGUGAAACGACACCCCGGCCCCGGACGACCGCCCAGGAACCCCCCUAAGCAGGAACCCAGCGAAGGGCCUCCGCUCAAGAAACGAAAGUAUGUUCCAGGAGGUCCUGGGGGGGGAGGAAGGUUCAUCGAAUACGAAGUGAAGGAGGUACAAUCUGCCAAAGCUGCGAAGCCCACGAAACCCGCGAAACCCGCGAAACCAACACCAGUGAGACGCACCUCUUCAGUCUCGCGCAGUCGAACUGCACGAGAAACACCGCGUGAAUCCGAACUGCAACCUGUCCAGCACCUUCCGCCGCCUUCUUCCGCCCCUGUACCGACAACACCUCCUUCUGCGCGAUUAAGACGGGAUAAAACUCAAAAUCGCGGUCGUUUUGGCUCGUCGACAUCGGCUGCGCUUGCGUUACAACAGGGAGAUGGCUACAAACCGCGUGAGGAGCGCGGUUGGGAAGAGUUCCAUCCGGAGUUGGAUAUUGACGCGAGAAUUGCAGUUUUCAGUGCGGAUGAAGUAGAUGGCCCACGUCCUUCAGCCGCGACUCCGCAUGCCCCUACCGCGAAUGGCGAACAGAUUCCCAUCCCCGAUCAUCUCCGUGCGAACGCCGAUAUUCCCUCUCCUACACCACCCAAGAGACGCCCUGGACGUCCCCCGCGCCGCCCUGAUGCUAUGCUUCAUGGCCUGGGUAACCCGAAUGAGCCUAAAGUAGUGCCGCCUCCAGGUCCCAAUCCCCGCGAGAGGUUGACUCUACCGAAGCCGUCCUUUCGGAUACGGGAUCCGUUUGUUUUUUACGAUCUACCGGGCGUCGGUCAAGCCAAUUAUGUCGACCGUACAAUGGCUAAUGUGGGAUACCAAGAGAGCGAUAUCUUCUUACGACACGAUCGCCAGUUGAUUCGAAUGAGCGAGGCGGCGCAGGAGGAUGAUCUGGAUGUGAUAAACCCGACUGGAGUUGAGGGUGAAGUCAAUGCAGCGGUUGGCAGAGUGGAGUACGAUAUGGAUGAACAAGACGAAAAAUGGCUGGAAGAGUACAACGCGAAACGGAGGCUGGACCAACUGGAACCUAUCAAACCGGCAGUUUUCGAAAUUACCAUGACAAAAAUCGAAAAGGAAUGGCAUGCGCUUGAGAAACGGAUACCGAAGCCUAAUCCCAAGCCACCCCAGACGCAUCGCCCUCGUUCUAGCUCAGCAGCCGCUGUUAAUGGAGAAACUACCGGGUCGGGAGAAGAACAGGACAGCAAAUGCGCUAUUUGUGAUGAUGGCGAUUGUGAGAAUUCUAAUGCCAUUGUGUUCUGUGACGGAUGCGAUUUGGCUGUGCACCAGGAGUGUUAUGGUGUGCCUUUCAUCCCAGAAGGCCAAUGGUUAUGCCGCAAGUGUCAACUGGUUGGAAGAGGAUCAGUCAACUGCAUUUUCUGUCCCAACACCGAGGGUGCUUUCAAACAAACCACGACGUCGAAAUGGUCUCAUCUUCUUUGCGCCAUCUGGAUUCCAGAGGUGUCCAUCGGCAACCCGUCCUUGAUGGAGCCUAUUACAGACAUUGAAAAGGUCCCCAGAAGUCGUUGGAAGCUCCAUUGCUACAUUUGUCGGCAGAGAAUGGGUGCGUCUAUCCAAUGCAGCAACAAACACUGUUUUGUUGCGUUCCAUGUUACAUGUGCACGCAGGGCUCAGCUCUACCUGAAGAUGAAGGCUGGCAAUGGAACUCCGGGACUUAUGGAUUCUCAUCUCCUCAAAGCCUUUUGUGACAAGCAUGUUCCUCCUGAAUGGCGAAGAGAACAUGGCACCGACGUUGCCACCGCGGAGGCCAUGGAGUACUAUCGGGAAACUAUGCAAGGUCGACGAUGGGGUGAUAGCCAGGCCGCUGCUCUUUCGUUGGAACCGACACAUCCCACUAACUGCGAUCACAUGCAUGACGACGGACAGAGAAGCGGGCCGCGACUAACUCUUACUGUUGGUGGCAACAAACGCAAGCGUCCCACCGUUCCAAGGACUGUCUGGAAACUACCAUCUGGAGCUCCGGUCAUACCGCAGGUUGUCCUCAACUCCGUUGUGGCCUCCCUUCAGCGAUUUGGUGUUCGGCAAAGAAAACAAUACGGCGAGGAUGCGUGCAAAUACUGGACACUCAAGCGGGAAGCAAGAAGAGGCGCAGCGCUUCUGAAGCGUCUGCAGUUAUCGCUGGAAACCUUCUCUUCGAUGGAAAUGACGCGCAGGGACUAUAUGGCUAUGGGGGUUGGUGGUGGCAAGCGGUUACAGCGGCGCAUCGAGUUCGGUGAGCGGCUUUCGCACGAUCUAGACCGGUUGCGCAUUCUAUGCGACGAGGUGAAGAAGCGGGAACGAGAGAAGUUGAAGGAUGCAGAGACCCUUCGUCACGUAGUGGAUACUGUUUACUUUCCUAUUUUCCCGUUGCUUUGGCCUAUCUUUGACAAGGCUGUGACUCUUGAUGGCAAGGGAAUUUUCCGACAGGGACUAUUAUCCAUCCGCAGAAAGUUGGAAGACCGCUCGUAUACCUCCAUUUCCAUCUUUUCAGCCGAACUUGCCAGCGUCUUUACCUCAGAGAUCGGCGUCCAGCCUGCCGGAGACACCGCUGAGCUUCAGAUGCAAAUUAGUGGCCGGGCGCCUGAGCUUAGCUUAGAGCAGCGUGAGAAGAGAAAGUUGGCUAAGCGAAUUAUUAAAGCGAUCCAGCCUGCCUUGGAGGAUGCGAUUAAGAAGGAGAGCGAGUUGAAUCGCAAACCGUUUGAGCAGGAACUGAAGGAGUUGGAUCAGAUUUUUGAGGAUAGUGUCCGGUCACGGAGGAAUUCUCUUGCUGAUUUGACGGAAUUGGCUGGCACCGUUGGCACGGAAGCUGUUGGUGAACUCGAGGGUCCUAAUGGCGCGGUGCAGGAGAUUGAGGGCGGCGAUGAGCCUGCGAAGGAAGAACCUCAGGAAGAACCGCAGGCCUCUGCAUUACCUGAUACCGAUGGUGACCAUGCUAUGGCCGAUGCAGAUGCAGCACAGCCACCUGAAUCCACCGCAUCUCAAGCCCAGGAUACAUCUGCGACAAAUGCAGCUAAGGAGCCUGAACCUGGGAUGGGAACCACGAACAUUCCACAGAAUGAUGAGGUCCGAGCACCUGUCAAUGGAGACGUCAAACAGCAUGCCAAUGCCAGUUCACAGUUCACAAAGAAAGCGCCUGAACCACAGGAAGGGCCUCCUACGCCUCCACUAAGCUCGCAAGAAGACCAACAACAUCCCUUGGCGCAAGGUGGAAUCCAAUGGUACAUGGAACCUUUCGAUCCACUGGGUACUACGAUCUACGAAGAGCGCUGGACAGGCCGAGACGUCAUGCGUGGAAUGAGCGAGGAGCUCAGUGAACUGGACGAGGAUGAAUUGAUGGAUUUGGUGGACGAUGGUCUCGAGGGAAAGACGCAGAAGAGCUCUGGUGCAGCCGAGGAUGCAGAUGGGUCUGGUGAAGAACCUGUCAAGGUCCAUCAAACCCGGAGGCGGUUACGGACAUCUAAGAAUUAG